Rhopilema esculentum is the source of this 1610-nucleotide messenger RNA. RefSeq lists its product as uncharacterized. The record is from RefSeq and is a predicted model, not a curated record. Lineage: Eukaryota; Metazoa; Cnidaria; Scyphozoa; Rhizostomeae; Rhizostomatidae.
AUAUUCACGGCUUAAUCGCAUUUUUCAACCUGCUGCAGAGAGUUACGCCUUGAGGAUACUAAAAGCGAAGACAGAGUAGCAGCGUUAUUUGCAAAAUCUGCAAGUUUGAUAUUACGUGGGUGUGGUUUAGCUGCACUAACCAAUAAAGCAGUGCCGAGAUUAUUGCAACAUACAGCGUUGGAUCAGUAGCUCAGGAGAGUAGGGAGGAAAUCAGUCUUUGAAGGAUCCUAGUGUUGAUUCUAGGAUCCAGUAUAAGCAGAACAUCAUUCAAACGAUUCCUAAGAAAGAGAUAUAUUUAUUCAGAAGAUAGUUUCAUAAAGACAUUUGUUCAGAAGACGUUAAUGUCAAUUGGAUGAAGCCUGGCUAUAAUCAAGGAACAACUGUGUAAUUGAAACAGCCGAGAAAUAAAAACAUUAACAAGACUGCAUUUGAAAGAGAAUUCAUUAAGAAAAUAAUCAACACGUCUCUGUACGCAAGAAGGAUUAAUGAACAGGUUAAUUGGCAGGACUGUGUUGGAGAGGGAUCGUACAAGGAAACCUAUUAUUGAGGCUUAGAAUUACUGUGUAUGCUCCCCUGAAGUAUGAAUACAAAUGCAACAGCCAAUCAUAAUUUUGGUAAACGCUAAACGAAAGAAAGAUAAACAAUUGCGAGUGCCAUCUGUUGCGUUUUCUGCGUUUAAUUUUUGUCUUGCUUGUGAAGAAAUUUGCUAUAAAUAAGACACCCAUCGCGUAAAGGAAUUACUUAUAUUUACUUUGCUCUAUUUACGGCUCCGUGCGGCCUUAUUUACUGAAAGUGCGUAUCAUCCACAAUGGCAGAAAAGCGGGGAGUAAAGUCACGGCUUUUUGGAGGCAAAUCGGGACGAAGCGAUGAAGAACGAAGAAGACAAAUGGAACGAGAACAGGAAGAGAGAUCAAGAGUUGACAAAAAGGCUCUGUUCAAAAGAGUCGUCAGUUCAGGCAAUGACGACAAGGCAAAACGAGGUCGUUCGAAGUCACGAGAGGAUGAAGAAAGAGAGCGAAAAAAGCAGUCUAUGCUGGAGUUUGGAUCAAGAGCUAUUGAUUCAUAUGAAACCCACACGGAUCCGAAGAAGAGAGAGGCUGAGGCAAAACGAAGAUUUGAAAAGGGUGAGACAGAAGACCGCAAAAAAGACGGUGGCAAAAAGCAAGGUAAAGUGCAAACUGCCCUCAAAGUUGGAAGAUUUCUGCAUAAGCAUGGCAAGUAAAUAAAUCACAUCUGUUUUCGAGCUUAGGACAUUUUGAGCAAUGUAAGUCAAUAAUUAUAAGAGCCCAUUACAAAAAAUUUAAACAGACUAUAUAAAAGAUGCUUUACAAUGCGAUUUUAUUUAGCUACAAUGGUUUUUUUUACUUUCAUAAAAUGUAGUAAUAUAAAUAUUGAUUAAAUAACUAUAGUAGUGUUAUCAUGGAGUGAAGAAAGACUGAAAUGAACUGAGUUAUAGGUAGCGUUCUUCAUUUUUUAACUAAGACCUAUACUCUUAUGAUUUAAUGUUAUGAAGUAGCUUUAUCUCACGACUAUAUCUUAGGCAAUUAAGUUUAUAGUAUGAAAUUAAAGUCAAGUGAAUCAAAUCAGAUGAUGUUUCUUUUUUAACCCUU